UUACAACUACCUACUAAAUUGGGUCCUAAGCAGCCGCAACAUUCACACGGGGACCUUAUGACACUUAUCAUCAGUGUGAAGAGUCGGGACAUGGCGGACACAUCAGCAUUAACAAGCGAAAAUGCUUGCUCGAGUGUCUAUAAUGAAGUUAAGGAGUACUAUGGAAAGAUACUGAAGCAAUCAUCUGAUUUGAAAAGCAAUGCCUGUGUUCCGUCUGCUAAACCUGUCCCGGCAUACGUGAGAAAAGCGCUGGCUGAGAUUCAUCAGGAUGUUGUAGCAAAGUACUAUGGCUGUGGUCUGGUGGUCCCUGAGUGUUUGGAGGGCUGCAGUGUGCUUGAUCUCGGUUGCGGGAGUGGACGGGACUGCUACAUGCUCAGCCAGAUUGUGGGAGAGAAGGGACAGGUCACAGGCAUUGACAUGACUGAAGAUCAGCUUGAGGUGGCUCGGAAGUACAUCGACUACCACGUGCAGAGAUUUGGUUAUAAAAAGCCAAAUAUGAAUUUUGUUCAAGGUUACAUUGAGGCCUUGGCCGAAGCAGGUCUGAAGGAGAAGUCAUAUGAUGUCAUAAUAUCAAACUGUGUUGUAAACUUGUCACCGGAUAAGAUGAGUGUCCUGAGGGAGGCUUACCAUGUGCUCAAGGAUGGAGGAGAAUUGUACUUCAGCGAUGUCUAUAGUGAUUCCAGAAUCCCAGAAGACCUGAAGGCCAACAAAGUAUUAUGGGGUGAGUGUCUCAGUGGGGCAUUGUGGUGGGAAGAUCUGAUACGACUGGCUGAAGAAGUUGGAUUCAGUAAACCACGACUGGUUACUGCCGCCAUUAUCACUGUUGGCAAUAAGGAACUUGAAAAACUUCUUGGUGACUACAAGUUUGUGUCUGCAACAUACCGGCUCUUCAAGCUGCCCAAAGGUUCAAAGAAGCAGGCUUGUCUGGCCAUAUACAAUGGAAACAUUACUGGUUCGGUGGAAAGCUUUGAGUUUGAUGCCCAAUAUACCUUCAAGGCAAAUGAAGUCAUGGAAGUGGAUGGAGAUGUGGCCAGUAUUCUGAUCAACUCCAGAUUUUCAGAGGAAUUCACAUGUCAGCCUCCGGGAGUAAACGUCUCUGGAAAGUGCAAUUCUAAACCCAAGGACGUGUCAAUAAAUCCUUUUGAGCUGGUCAAGCAGUUGGGAAUUGCAAGAGUAACCGCCUCCACUGGAGGGUGCUGUUCUGACCCAAAAUCAUGCUGCUAAUUCAGAGAUGGAAUUGUCUAUUAUUUUUAAAUUGGUUUUAAACCAAAAUGAAUCUGUAAACUGUUAAUUACGGUUCUUGUUCAUUCUAAAACUAAUUACAUUUAUGGAUGUAUGUUAUUAUGCAGAUGUGUCAAACACCACUUCUGGAGGACCACUGUCCUGUGCAGUAUAGUAAAAGCCUUCGUUAAACACACGUGAACUGUUCAUAAAUAUCACACGCAUGUGUGUAAAGCAGGAUUGAACAAAAAAAUCAGAAGUGUUUGUGAAAUAAUGAAUAGGCCUCCUUCACAAUUUGCACUGAAUGCAUUCAUUCCCGAUACAGUGUUCAAAGCAUCUACAUGCAGAGAUCAGAGAAGAUUGAAAUGUCAAAGAAAAUUACAUACAUUGACUGCUUUUUAUAUAGAGUCACAAUAAAAAAACACAAUAAAUACCUUUCACUUA
Molecule: messenger RNA, 1665 nt
Organism: Triplophysa dalaica
Lineage: Eukaryota; Metazoa; Chordata; Actinopteri; Cypriniformes; Nemacheilidae
Gene: as3mt
Product: arsenite methyltransferase
Exons: 11
Coding region: 58-1224 (388 amino acids)
Biological process (GO): toxin metabolic process; arsonoacetate metabolic process
Cellular component (GO): cytosol
Molecular function (GO): arsenite methyltransferase activity
Source: RefSeq, a predicted model, not a curated record